AUGCAUCCCUCCGCCAUCUCACUCUUAGCUGCGCUAUCUCCGAGAUAUGUCGGCAGUGCCUUAACUGCUGCUAUCGUGGAGGAAACUGCAGUUGAUCUUACAUUCCAAGGCCGCUGGCCACCGACCGGCAUUCAGCACCAUGAGACGUCUCUAGGAAGUCUCCAGGGAGUAUCAGACAAUAGCGAAGAGAGGGCGUUUUCUGGUGCUGACGCGGCACUGCGUCUGCUUGGGGAGAUUGGAGAAAGAGGACGGCCCUUGCACGCCAACUUUGUGGCAGCAUCUCUAAAGACAGUCGAUGGUGCCCCCUACUUAAUGUCUUGA
Molecule: messenger RNA, 321 nt
Organism: Peronospora matthiolae
Lineage: Eukaryota; Oomycota; Peronosporomycetes; Peronosporales; Peronosporaceae
Source: the annotation of a GenBank genome assembly